Molecule: messenger RNA, 1218 nt
Organism: Peniophora sp. CBMAI 1063
Lineage: Eukaryota; Fungi; Basidiomycota; Agaricomycetes; Russulales; Peniophoraceae
Source: the annotation of a GenBank genome assembly
AUGCCUGCGAUGCUCGAGCCUGACGCCUCACCGGAUUCCAUCUUCGGUCCUCACCUCGCAGGCGAGGAAGUACCCGGGGCCCCGGGCGAGGAUGUACAACUGCGCAUUCAUCUCGGAGGAUGUAAUGGUCUCCCUCGAAGGAUGGCCCCUUUGCCCGGCGACUGUGGCAUUGCUAGCCGUCGCUCAUUCCGUGUCGGCUUUUGUUCGAUCUCGAAAUAUCUCGGCGAUACAUAUAUUGAUUCAUCAGCUACACAGGAAGGCGAGAAAUGGUUACGGUGUACCGUCCAGUGGGACGAGGUUCUCGUUAUAACUUACACCGGGUAUUGGGUGCACUGGCACACAUUCAAGGCGUAUCAGCACCUGAUUGGCCACCAGCCGCCGCAGACAUGUAGCGUGCAAGUCAACAUGCUCAUUGCGACUAUGAUGGCGACCGUAAAUGCCAUUCUACACGAGCCGCAUUCGUGCCACGUUCAUCAAAGGGGGGAGUGCGUCUCGGCGUUCUUAUCUGAAUUAGGGCUGGCAUCAAUGACAAUCCAUGGGCUCGUCACCGGAAAGAGUACCGAAGAGCGCGGAUCUCAAGAUCGUGCGACGGAGCUAGCUCGGCUUUGCUGUAUCAUCGUUACCCCAGAGCCUACAGUCGGAGCCGACACCAAGGAUGCCCUCCUUCUCGUCUUGGACGGCAUAUCACAAUCCUCUGAUGCCUUCCCACCGCUCAAGAGCGCAGCCAGCGGCCUCCUCUUCUUCGCGGCAUGUGCAGAUUUGGCGUCUAGCAAUAAGAAACAGAUCCGCGACAUAUACAAGCAAAUCGAAACCCUGGCCAUAUCCCUCAAACGAGGUGUCCGAGACGGGACUCCAAUCUCUUCAGAGCAGCAAGAUGCGAUUGCCGCCCUUGCGCAAGACAUCGCCAUGCUGAACGAAGACGUGCGAGAUAUCGUCAACGAGCGGAAAAGUCGCUUCAAGCGAUUCUUCGGAGCGAAGCGUCACCGAGAAGAGCUUCAAGACGUCGUGGCGCGUCUAGAGAUGGCGAGAUCAACAUACACGACAACUUUGGCAACUUUGAAUGCGACGACUAACGCGCAGGUCCUUGCUCAUGUGAGGGCAUUGACACUCGUCAUGAACGUCAGUCCAGUUUACGCUGCUGGCAGCCGUUGUGCGGAUACGAGCGCGUUCCCCGCCGUGUUGCCUCGUUUCGAGCAGCCCCGAGCGGAAAGCGCAUGA